This is a messenger RNA of Xyrauchen texanus (razorback sucker), 2312 nucleotides long. RefSeq names its product galactose-3-O-sulfotransferase 1b (gene gal3st1b). Lineage: Eukaryota; Metazoa; Chordata; Actinopteri; Cypriniformes; Catostomidae. Gene Ontology annotation, biological process: myelination; galactosylceramide biosynthetic process. Gene Ontology annotation, molecular function: galactosylceramide sulfotransferase activity. Gene Ontology annotation, cellular component: membrane. The coding region runs from base 491 to 1738 and encodes 415 amino acids. The transcript is spliced from 4 exons. The record is from RefSeq and is a predicted model, not a curated record.
CCUGUAGGACAGGUUUCCCUGAAGUGUACAAAAGAGAGACGUAUGUCCAGUGCUCAGAUCAUCAUCAUUCAUAACAUUUCACAAAGCUUUAGGAAGCUUCAUCUUUGCAGCUGGCAAUAAAGUUUGAUUUUGGGGAUUAACAUGCAAUUCUGAUUUUAACAAGGACUGAUCAGUUUUAACAGGACUUCUACGCUAGGUUUGAAGCACAGAACGACGUGGUGGCGAGGAAGACCACCCCUCCUCCCAACGACCAGGUGCUCUGUCUUACCACGGCUGAUGUGAGGAAAACUCUAUGUAGAGUCCACGGAAGGCUGCUGGACCAGACAACAUUCCUGGUAGAGUGUUCCGAGGAUGUGCAGACCAGCUGGCAGAUGUUCUUACCAACAUCUUCAACAUCUCUCUGAGCAGCGCCGGUUCUCACCUCCUCCCUUCAUUAAUCCCUUUAUAGUAUAUAUAUAUUGAUCCAAGAGAGUUUGGGAAAGACUAUUAAAUGGCGAAACAUGUAAAGCGAGUGAAACGCAGGUUGAUUUUGGGGACUUUCAUCAUGGUCAUGGGUUUCUACUUUUUUAUGGCACCAACACUCCUUGCUACAUUUGGUGUUUCUCCGGCCCCGUGUGUUCAAGACACAUCAAAUAAUUGGUGGAAUAAUUCUCCAGUCUCCAAGAGCGUUUCCAAAGAGGCCUGUAGGCCAAAAGUGAACCUGAUGUUCAUGAAAACCCAUAAGACCGCCAGCAGUACUGUGCUCAACAUUCUCCUCCGCUUUGGAGAAAAGCACCAGUUGAAGUUUGCUCUCCCAGAUGAUCGCAACGACUUUUUCUACCCCUCUAGUUUCUUUCGAACUCAAGUGAAGGGCUACCAGCCAGGUUUGUGCUUUAAUAUCGUGUGCAAUCACAUGCGAUUCAAUGCACCUGAAGUGGAGAAGCUUCUUCCAGCAGAUGCAUUCUUCUUCACCAUCUUAAGAGACCCCGCAGAGCUGUUUGAGUCAUCGUUUCACUACUACAAAGGGUGCGUGCCCCAAACAUGGAGAAUACCGGGGAAAAACCAACUUAAAGAGUUUCUCUCAAACCCAAACUGCUACUUCAACCCAGAGGGAAUCAAUGCUUUCUAUCUAAAGAACUUACAGAUUUUUGACUUUGGCUUGGAGAACAAUUUGGGAGUUGGCGAUCCAAGAGUGCAACAAGGCAUUGAAUACAUUGCGAAACGCUUUCAAUUAGUCUUAAUUGCAGACCAUUUCGAGGAGUCGCUCAUUUUACUAAAAGACGCUCUUUGUUGGCAGAUGGACGAUUUGCUCUAUUUUAAACUUAACGCUCGACAUGUCAUGUCUGUAUCUCCACUCGACCCUGAACUCAAGGCCAAAGCUCGCGAAUGGAAUGGCGCCGACUGGAGACUCUAUCAACAUUUCAAUGCCACAUUCUGGGCGCGGGUGGAGGCCUACGGUCGGACCCGAAUGGAGGAGCAGGUGAAGGAGCUUCGCAGGAGAAACGCAGAGGUGGAGACCAUCUGCAUCGACGGUGGGGUGGCCGUGGAGGCAGCGGACAUCACAGAUGGACGUAUGAAACCCUGGCAACCCAUUGGAGAGGCUUCGAUACUGGGGUACAACCUGAGGACUGACAUAGACCAAGAGUAUCAAGAGCUCUGCCGAAAAAUGCUCACACCUGAGAUACAGUAUUUGUCAAAUUUAGGAGUCAAUUUAUGGAAAACGAGGUUAUGGGGCUGGUUAAAAGACAACAUUUUGUAAUUGUAGAACGUUUUGUUCAAUUUGUGUUGAGUUAGAUUUAUUGAUUCAUAUAUUUAUAUUGAUAUUACACAAAUAGUUAUAAAUAAUCGGCUGUAUUUAUUGUUUAAACAAACAUAAACUUUUAUGACCUCAUAUUACUUUAGCACAUGUUUAUAUAUUUACAGUAGCUUCUUCAUGAUGGCGAAAAGAUGGUGAUUAACUUGAAUGGUGACCAGUUAUGUGAUCAAAGAUUUACACUUUCCCUUAUCAACUAUGUACAUUUUAACCUGAAAUAUUGAUAACAUUUCUAAAGCAUGAUGGCUCUGUGCUUUUGUCCCAUUGUUAUCUCUUCAAUCUGUGUCACUGUUUUUAACUUGGUUGUUUUGAAAUGGUUAUUACUGAACAUUAAUUCUGCUGAAUGUUUUAAGGCAAUAUUGAGGUUGGAAUUGAGUUUUACGUGUAGAUGUAAAAUAUAUAGUUAGCCUAAAGCCGAAAUAGUCUAAAUAUAUAUAUUGGUUAGUUUUAGGGUUUGGUUUAAAACAUAGUAUAAAUCCCUCCAUUAAAUGUCAGUAGUGUCCUGGUUUAUUAAACUAAU